AGGACGCGUGUACGCGCAGCAGCACGUGCACAGCAGCAGAAAUGGCGACUCAAGCAGCAGAAGUCGUAUUCGCGCAGAAACUCGCGGCCAACGAGAGAAGCGUGAGGAGUAAAGCCCUGCUGAAGCUCAGGAAAUACAUCCGGAUCCGCUCAGAGAGGGCGCCAGGAGGCUUCAGUGAGGAGGAGCUGCUGAAGAUCUGGAAGGGUCUCUUCUACUGUCUGUGGAUGCAGGAUCUGCCUGUGCUGCAGGAGGAGCUGUCUACCAAGAUCUCAGCGCUGCUCUUCAGCUUUCGCACCGUUGACAGUCAGUUUCUGUUCUUCAAGACGUUCCUGCAGACCAUGAAGAGGGAGUGGAACGGCAUCGACAGACUGAGACUGGACAAAUUCUACCAGCUCGUGCGCUUCGUCUUCCGUCAAAUGUUUGAGAUGCUGAAGAAGCAGGAGUGGGAGCCCAGUGUGUUGCAGGUGUUCCUCCAGCUGUUCUCAGAUCAGCUCCUGCAGAGCUCCAGCGCCGCUCCAUCUGGACUCACGCUGCACAUCAUGGAGCUCUACAUGACGGAGCUGGGUGCGAUCGGAGCCGCGGAGCUCACCGCAGAGCAGAACCUGUCCCUGAUAGAGCCCUUCUGCCGGACGAUGUCUAAAACCAGAGAUCGAGUCCUGCUGAAGGCCAUUGGCAGCAGCAUCUUCAGCACCAUCGUGGACCAGGUGCCCUUCGCCAUCGCGGACCUGCUGCGGGAGAUCGGCACCACAGAAGAUGAAGACCAGGAUGGAGAGAGCAGUGGGGAGACACAGACCAACGUUUCUGAGGAGAACGCUUCACAUCCAGGAGACCUGGAGGAUAAAGGCUCUGCUGAAGCUGUUCUCCAGUUUGACUAUGGAGCUUCCAGCGCUCAGCAGCUCCUAUGCAAACCCAGACCUGCUCUGUUCCACCUCUGCAUUCUCUCUCUCUCUCUACAGGAAGCUAAAGAUCCAGCACUUCCUGUCAGCACAGACCGGAAGAUGAAGAAGAAGUUUGUGCUGAGUCAGAAGAAAGCUCCAGCGCCGCUCUUCUGUAAAGGGCUUAAAAACACACGGAUCUCAGCCGCUGCCAAGACCGACAGGAAGAAAGUCACCUUCGGCCUCAAGAACAACAAAACCGUGGAGUUCAGGAAGUCGGACCGCAGCGCUCUGCUCAGUCCCGACCGUCUGCCCUUUGACCCCAGCCGGGCACCCAAAUCUGGGGUGCUGAAGUCGCCGUCGCCCUCCUCCAUGAAGAGACCCUCGGCUGCAGACUUCUUUUGAAUAAACCCUCCUGGAGGAUCUGCUCUGUGUGUGUGUGUGUGUGUGUGUGUGUGUGUGAUAUUUGAUCUAACACACACAGAUAUUUUAUACUCCUGUCUCUCAGCUCUCAAAGUUCUGCUUUAUUUUUAAGGAUGGCUUAUUUUCAGACUGUUUUGAAUAUUCAUGAGUUCCUCCUCCAAUGGGAGAGCAGAGAGGAUUAUUAUUGGAUGUAAAGACGGGAAGUGAUGCUCCGAUCUGUAACUAUGUUAAUAAAACUCAGAGCUGCUCCUCAGACCUGUGCAAA
This is a messenger RNA of Danio aesculapii, 1563 nucleotides long. RefSeq names its product ribosomal RNA processing 1 (gene rrp1). Gene Ontology annotation, cellular component: preribosome, large subunit precursor; nucleus; preribosome, small subunit precursor. Lineage: Eukaryota; Metazoa; Chordata; Actinopteri; Cypriniformes; Danionidae. The record is from RefSeq and is a predicted model, not a curated record. The coding region runs from base 42 to 1280 and encodes 412 amino acids. Gene Ontology annotation, biological process: rRNA processing. The transcript has 14 exons.